GCUCAGCGUCUCGCGGUGCGGUGGUCGCCACUGCUUCACUUGUGUUAUCGUGUUAUUCAUCACUAUUACUUACACAAUCACGAUGAAGCUUAAGUCGCAACUCCUGGAGCAGCCUUCGGGGGAGAUGUCCAAAAAGAUCAGAGUGGAGCUGAACGAAGACAUAGCAACAAGAGACCAGGACCUUGCCCAGAUUAAGGAGUGGUUGAGGAAGCAGCCACAUCUGCCUGACGAAUGGGAAGACCGACUCCUGUUGACUUUUCUACGAGGCAGUUCGUUCUCCUUAGAGAAAUGUAAGCGGAAACUGGACAUGUACUUUACCAUGAGGGCCGCGUGUCCAGAAUUCUUCACCAACCGAGACUGUACCUCGUCCAAUCUAUCUGGAUUACUUGACGCCAAAGUGCAAGGUCCGCCGUUGUAUGGCUUGACUCCCAAUGGACGUAGGGUUACAAUUUGCAGAGGUGUCCACCCCAACUUGGACGCCCAGCAAAUUUCGGAUUCUUUAAAACUCGCCCUUAUGAUCGGCGACAUAAGGCUCAAUGAAGAAAUAGAGGGCGUAGCUGGCGACAUCUACGUGCUUGACGCUGCUGUGCUGGGACCCAGUCUCCUGACCAAGCUGUCCCCGGCUACGGUGAAGAAAUUCAUGAUAUGUGUUCAGGAAGCAUACCCCGUGAAAUUGAAGGAAGUACACAUUGUUAACACAUCACCGAUUGUAGAGAGAUUCAUAAAUUUUGUGAAGCCUUUCCUCAAAGAAAAGAUUAGAAAUAGGAUUUAUAUCCACAAGGACACAAAAGAUUUAUACAAAUACAUCCCACAAGACAUUUUACCUGUGGAAUAUGGCGGUACAUGCGGAUCUAUGGACGAACUUCAUGAACAAUGGAAAGCGAAAUUAAUCGAGUACCGUGAUUGGUUCAACAGCCAGGAGUCUCUGAAAGCGAAUGAGGCGCUCAGACCGGGCCGGCCGACGAAUUACGACGAACUGUUCGGUAUAGACGGCUCCUUCAGACAACUGGCCAUCGACUGAUUGACGCGUCUGUGAUAUUAUAAGAUAGGCCUUAAUUAUAGUACAAUAAAAGAAUAAUUUAAUUAAGAUAUAGAAAAAUCCAUACAUAAGGAUCCAAUAACUGUUACAUUAUGGAUUAAGUUUAGGCUGCGGUCGGAUAGAUAAAUGCACUUGGCGAAAUUAACUAAAUAUGAUGCCCCUUCAAUUUGUGUGAAUAGCGAAUAGUUCUGAAAUGUCUCUCUUAUGCAAAUAAUGUAUCACGAAACUAAGAAUGAUAUUGGAUUGUAUGAUUUACAAUUUUAGCAUGCACACAUAAAAUUCUUCAUUCUACGUAAAUUAUUCUGGUGUGAGACAUCGUAAUAACGUUUCUUUAAUUGAUUGAUUUUAUAAAUGAGGCAUUUGGCUCCGAAUUUUGAAACAAGAACUAAAUACCACAUCCCUGAAUCACACUCAUUACCUACAUAUUAUAAAGUGUCUCAAUUUUGUCUGUCUCGAAUGUGAGCGCUAAUCUCGGGAAAGUUGUGGACGAAUUUUGUUCUGAAUCGAAAUGCUGGAGUUUUAUGAGGAUUAUUCAUCUUUAAAUGCUACCCGUGCGUAGCUGGAGUGGGUCACUAGUAAUGUCGUAUAGCGAUUUAUCUCCGCAAUUUUAACAAUACCAGAAUACCGUAGUACUAAACCAUUUUAUCACGAUUAGGUAGCUAUAAACAAAAAACACUCAUACAAAAUUUUAAGAACAUUGUGGUGUUGACUUGGCGUCUGCAGAAUAGGUAUAAUAUAAACUCGUUUUAUGGUGCUGCAUUAUUAAAAGAUCUAUCGACUAUCGCCAGAUUAGUUUAGGUAUUAGAUUAUGUAUUAGAAUAGAUAUGCUACAUUUUGAAGCGAAAAAUGCAAAAAAGAUGCCUGACAUUUAUAUUAAAACGUACCUAAUCGAAAUUGCUGAACUAAUUUUACCCCUAGCUAGAUAAAAAUCUAUAGAUACUAAUAUAAAAAAUGUGAAAGUGUAAUUGUGUGUUUGUUUGUCUGUCGUUCACGUCAAAACCACUGAACCGAUCUCCAUGAAAUAAUGCAUAGGUAUCAUCUACAUGUAGUUUAGAGUACAAAGAACAUAGGAUAUUUUACAAAAGCUAAAUACAAUACAGUUUUAAUAAGGGGAAACGAAUCACUGAAGCUAUAGUUAAUUAAUCAUAUUUUUAAAUGAAUUUACAGCACCAUCGUGUUAUUUUUCUUAAAAAUAGAUAUCGUUAAAAGGUUUUUAUAAAGAAAAAAAAAUACCUUAAUUCAUAGAACGAAAUUUAUUAUUUUAUAUUUUUGCUGUUUCAAAGUUACGAUUUUCCAUGAAAUUACAAUCCUUAUAAGAAUUUUGUUCUAGGUG
Messenger RNA from Amyelois transitella, 2372 nucleotides. RefSeq names its product alpha-tocopherol transfer protein. The coding region runs from base 83 to 1021 and encodes 312 amino acids. The transcript is spliced from 8 exons. Gene Ontology annotation, molecular function: phosphatidylinositol bisphosphate binding. Gene Ontology annotation, cellular component: membrane. Lineage: Eukaryota; Metazoa; Arthropoda; Insecta; Lepidoptera; Pyralidae. The record is from RefSeq and is a predicted model, not a curated record.